Aspergillus pseudotamarii is the source of this 777-nucleotide messenger RNA. RefSeq names its product HD domain-containing protein. The coding region runs from base 1 to 777 and encodes 258 amino acids. NCBI's taxonomy places the organism in Eukaryota, Fungi, Ascomycota, Eurotiomycetes, Eurotiales, Aspergillaceae. The transcript has a single exon. The record is from RefSeq and is a predicted model, not a curated record.
AUGUCCCCAUCACCCUUACCCCCCAACCUCAUCCCCGAAAUCUCCGCAUUCGUAACAAAAUGCAUGGCCUCCCACGACCCAUCCCACAACCCCCAGCACGUGCACCGGGUCGUGUCAUUAGCAAACCAAAUCCUAGUCCGCGAAAAAGCCCGGAACCCCUCUUCUUCUUCUUCUUCUUCCUCUGCAGUCUACAAUGCAGACAUAGUGCACCUCGCAGCCCUGCUCCAUGAUAUUGGGGACCGGAAAUAUUUAUCGCAGGUUGCGGCCAUUUCGGAGUCGAUUCAGGGCAAGCAGCAGCAGGGUACUCCUACUUCUACUACUACCAGCACCGCGGACUCAUCUGAGGCGGUGGAUCCUGAGCGGUUGGUUUAUUAUGUGCUUUUGGCACAUGGGGUGGAGGAGGAGCUGGCGGAGAAGGUGCAGAUGAUUGUUUCGCAUGUGUCGUAUACGACUGAGCGGGCGAAGCCGGAGGAGGUGAGGAGGUUGAUUGCCAAUGGGUAUCCUGAAUUGGGGAUCGUGCAGGAUGCGGAUCGGUUGGAUGCCAUUGGGGCGGUGGGGAUUGGAAGGUGUUUUACUUUUCUUGGGGCCAAGGGGAAGAACUUUUGUCCUGAGGGCAUGUGGGUGAUGGAUAAUGCGAUUGAGCAUUUUGAGGAGAAGUUGGUGAAGCUGGAGAGUAUGAUGAAGACGGAGACUGGGAAGGAGAUGGCUAAAGUGCGCACGGCCAGGUUGAAGGAGUUUCAGGGCUGGUGGGCGGAGGAAAUGAACGACGCCACAUAG